This is a messenger RNA of Lottia gigantea (owl limpet), 2710 nucleotides long. RefSeq lists its product as hypothetical. Gene Ontology annotation, biological process: regulation of apoptotic process. The coding region runs from base 207 to 2048 and encodes 613 amino acids. Lineage: Eukaryota; Metazoa; Mollusca; Gastropoda; Lottiidae. The transcript has 9 exons. The record is from RefSeq and is a predicted model, not a curated record.
AAAAAUAUUAUGGGGUUUUUACACCGACGGAUUUGACCAAUUACAGAUCCUUAUUUCGGCAGAUGAUCAUACGAUGUGCUUAAAAUAGAACUUUCUUAAGAAAGGUACAUGUUAGUAAAUAUAUUUUAAUAUAGUUUUAGUUGGUAUUAUUCGGUAACCAGCAGCAUUGUCUUUCACGAAUUUUUAUGUAAUAUUGAACUACAAACAUGCCGAGACAUAUGCCAUGGAAUUCCAGAAAAAAGAAAGAGAACAAACAACGGGUGGAGCGACAAAUGGAGAAUGAAGAGAGACAGGAAAGAAGAACUGGGAGUCAAACCCUGCAUGAACCUAAAUGGUACAGUACUGGAGAUAUAAACCGACAACCUCGUCGAUUUAAUUCCAUGCCAUCCAUAAAUGGUGAUGCACUAGAUUACAGAAUGUUACAUGAUUUGUUAGGUUACCAGUUACAGAAAGAUACAUCCAAUUCAAAAUCUCAAGAGCGGUUUGAUUUGAUAGAACAAAGACAAGAUUACACGAAUAGUUUAGUUCAGAAUUUAUGCCGGUCGGUUGAAUCCCUGUUACAAAUGGCGGACGAUGACCUAUUUUAUAAGAGUGAUUACGACGACUGUGACGAUGACCUUAUUUCAGAGGCUCCUCACAAAUAUGUGGUAAGAAAAAGUUUGUUGGAUUUGAAGGACAAUUUAGACACAAAAUAUAUCGUGGAUGAGCUUUAUGCCAGACACGCAAUUGAUGGCGACGAACUACAAUCGGUUCAGGGGCAAAAGACAGAUGCUAGAAAAACAAGACGCUUGGCGAUUAUUCUAGAGAGGAAACCACCAUCUACAUUUGAAGCAUUCCUUGGUGUUCUGAACGGCGAUGAACAGCUUGACUGGUUGCACGAAGAGCUGAAAAGAAAGUAUGAAGUUGCAAAACGAAGCGCCAAAACCAAAUGUUGUCAAUUCUGCUAUGUUUGCAAUAGUACCGACGUGAGAAACCUAGCCGACCAUAUGUAUUCAAACCGGUCGUUAAAUUUGAUGGAGUAUAAAUAUUUGGUGAAUGAUGCCGUUUCUGAAACUGAAAGAUGGCAAUCUCUUCGACAAAAGACACCAGAAAUGUCCGAGGCACGAGACGGCUUCAUUAACGCUCUUCAAGAUCUGUACCCUGAAGUUGAGAAGAAAAUCAGAUUUGGCUUUACAAUAGACAACGGUAAAUUCCAAUGUACCUGCUCUGAUCGUCACAGAAGAACAUCGAAGAAGUAUGAGCCAAGAACCAUCAAGAAGCGACCUGGUGCCAAAAUAGCAAGAGAUAUCGGACCAUAUGUCAAGGAAGAUGACCAAUUCACAAUAGAGAGGUUCUUAAGCGAAGAAAACGUAUCUAUCUCUGGAUCAGGCCUAGAUGCUGUUCCCGACAUUGUGGCCACCAAUCGUCCAAAGGAGAUGGAGUUGUCCGAACUAACUGCAGCAAACUCACCCAAGCCUUCACCUAUAGUGGAAGCCUCUCCAAUUAUAAGGCGUACUUCUGAAGAAGUUUUAGGUACAUCGGAAUUGAAAGAUGAUAAAAUUGACGAAACUGGAGCCAAAGCACUCGACACUCAGAAGGAAAACGUCACAUCCGAUAUCGGGAAAACAGAGAAUAUUCAAAGAGAAACGACUGAUGGCGAUGGUUACAAGUAUUUAUCAUUCGUUUUGGGUCUGGUAGUCCUGUUAUUGCUGCUUGUGGUCAUGACACCAAAUGACGCUGUAGCUCUAUUAGCUGUAGCUCCACUAGCUGUAGCUCUAUUAGCUGUAGCUCUAUUAGCUGUAGCUCUAUUAGCUGUAGCUCUAUUAGCUGUAGCUCCACUAGCUGUAGCUCUAUUAGCUGUAGCUCUGUUAGCUGUAGCUCUAUUAGCUGUAGCUCCACUAGUUGUAGCUCUAUUAGCUGUAGCUCUACUAGCUGUAGCUCUACUAUCUGUAGCUCUACUAUCUGUAGCUCCACUAGCUGUAGCUCCACUAGCUGUAGCUCUAUUAGCUGUAGCUCUACUAGCUCUAGCUCUACUAGCUGUAGCUCUACUAGCUUUACUGGAUUUAUGAAUUUCGUGAAAGAUGUCCCCCACAGAAUUCUGGAUGCAUGUUUACAGUCAAAUACCAUCUAAAGACCAAAAUGAAAGAUGUUUUUUAUUAAACAUGGUCCAACUGUGGAUAACUUGACAAUACUAUGUUUCAUUUGAGCCCAGCAUACAGUGUAUUUAGCGUAACUAGGUGUUGACUUUCCACAUCUUCACCUGAAGAACCAAUAUGCAGAUUCUCACUGUCAAAAUCUUCAGAAAAAAUCGGAAUGUAAAAGCUAACAGCCACACGAAAUGUGACAAAAAGAACCAAUAUAUUUAGACCACCGAAAGGUCAACAAGAAAAUGUUAAGUCAUUGCCAUUACAUUGUUCAGUGAAUAGGGGUCAACAUGCUUUAUUAAGUCAAGAGCAAAAUAAGAUGUUUUUUAACAAACCCGGUGAGCCCCAAUUUUUGCCAUAAUGUUUUAUUCACAUUUUAUUUGUUACAGUAUUUCAAAUUUUUAAAGAUAGUAUAUUUUAGGUACUAUUUAUUGUUAGUACCAACAGAGUAGUCAUAUUGACUGGAUGUUUCAGCAGUGUAUAUAAGAUGAUUAUUUUAUUAUGGUGUAUUAUUAUUUACUAUAAGUAUUCGUAUAACCGAUAUUAGAUCUAUGUAUCGAUUAAAUUUAAUCACAGCGAAUCUAUAU